UGCAUGUGACGUAAGGAGCGCCGGUCGCGGGAUGACAUCACGGAGGCGGAAGCCUUGUCAACCCGCUGACGGCUGGCCUGGGGAAGGUGCUCUGCUGGCGGGUUGUGUGGCACCGCGCGAUGGACCCAAGGAGAGUCGCGGUGGUAGAUUGUGACCUGAGCGAUCCAGAGGAGUGACGUGAGGGCGAGGCGUAGCUAACUGAAAAAUAAAUAUGGACAGAGGAAGAGGACCAAGAAAUGGUGCGGCCAUAAACAGGAACAUUUACCCACAACAGUACAGUUAUCCUUCAUCGCAGAGUCUUGAGAUACAGGAGCUGGCAUCCAAAAGAGUAGACAUUCAGAAAAAGAGGUUUUACCUGGAUGUUAAGCAGAGUGCGAGAGGCCGUUUCCUGAAGAUAGCAGAAGUUUGGAUAGGAAGAGGGAGGCAAGAUAACAUCCGGAAAAGUAAGUUAACGUUAUCUCUGUCGGUAGCUGCGGAAUUGAAGGACUGUUUAGGAGAUUUUAUUGAACACUAUGCUCACCUUGGUCUGCGAAGCACUCAUGCUCAAAGAACAGAACAUGGAGUUGAGAAAGAGCAUGAUGCAAGAAGGAGACCUCAUCCGUCUUCCCCUUCAGGAUCUGUGGGAUCAGAAGAGCCCACCACUCAUAGUGUCCUAAAGACUGAAUACAUUGAAAGGGACAACAGAAAAUAUUACUUGGACCUUAAAGAGAACCAGCGGGGGCGUUUUUUAAGAAUUAGGCAAACCAUGACUAGAGGGCCUGGAAUGAUUGGAUAUUUUGGACAGAGUUUAGGCCAAGAGCAGACUAUAGUUCUGCCAGCGCAAGGUAUGAUUGAAUUCAGAGAUGCCUUGGUUCAACUCAUUGAAGACUAUGGAGAAGGGGACAUUGAAGAAAGAAGGGGUGGUGGAGAUGAGCCUCCUGAACUUCCAGAAGGAACAUCCUUCCGUGUGGAUAACAAGAGGUUUUACUUUGAUGUAGGCUCCAACAGAUAUGGCAUAUUCUUGCGGGUAAGCGAGGUCAGGCCGCCAUACCGCAACACUAUCACUGUCCCUUAUAAAGUUUGGACAAGGUUCGGGGACAAUUUUAUAAAAUAUGAAGAAGAGAUGAGGAAAAUUUACAACAGCCAUAAAGAAAAGAGAAUGGAUGCGCGUGCGGACAGUGGCGAAGAGCAGGAGUGCCCCGAGUAGUCAACUAUCAAUAUGAUCACCCAACAAAACUUCAGUCUUUUUAUUGGAGACAAAGUCUGACGUCUUUUAAAACAAGAUUCCCCUAUUUCUUUUUUCCAUUUAUUUUUUUCUUGUUCGAUUAUUUUUUUUUUAGCAUAUUUACGAAUGAGAAAAAAUAUACUCAGAGAGCUUGGUAUGUGAUAUUUUAACUACAACACAAAAUACUCGUAUGAGUGUACCAGCCUCCUUUUAAAGCUGCUUCAAUAGAUUUCAAGAAUAUAGAAGUACGUUCUUGAUCAGCACAAAGUUCCAAACUUAAAUACCUUAGGUAAGGCUUAAAUUGCACUAUCAAAGCUAACUCCAUAUAUCUAUAUUUGUACAUGUAUAGAUAUAGCUGUAUUCUACACAUAAGAAAAUAUUCUCAAAGAGGACUUUUGCAUAACCAGUUUUAAAAGGAAAAGCUCUGCCAAGCUUAUAUACAGGGCAUUUAUUACUGUGAAUGUAUAGGAUAUGCAUUUACACUUCUUUUUUCCUUCAAUGCUCUAAUAGAGUUUAAACAAUAUUUUAGGUACCUUAUCUUUCAGUAAAAGAUAGAGACAUAAUGGUAGCUGACAGUGUGCAUUGUGAAUCAGCUGUUUACACUGCUUUACAGCCAAGGAAUUUAUAUAUCAUAAGACUUAAACACCAUGUUAAUAGGCCAAUAAAAUAGGUGCACCUAUAAUAAGAAAAACUUUGGAGUCAAAAAGGAGAGUGAAACUGAGACCUUUAUUGAUGGGUUUCUGCAGUUUUGACUGAGAAUUGUUGCAGAAGUGAGAAUGUGUGGUAACAAAGAACAUUGCACGUCCUUAAAGAUUGCCUUUCAAUGUGGUCUCCCUUCUCCAGAGCUAUUUUAGAAAUAUUGGUGCAACUCCCCCUUGGCCUGUUAUACACUGAAAAUUUGUUUAUAGUGUAAGUCAUUAUAUACUCCCCUUUUAUUUCGUGUCUAGUCAUGAUAAACAAAAUAUUGGUGAAUGUUAACAGCAUUAUUGUAAUGUUUGAUGUUUAAAUCUAGUGUUUGAUUACAGCAUCUCCUAGCAAAAAAAAAGCAGAACCCAACAAGUGUGGCUACUUUUUAAAAAUGUAACAACUUUGCUACACACAAAAGUUGGUCUGAAGUCCUUGUUCGUAAUAGUGGAGACAGAACCAUACCAAAUCUACCCUUACCUAUGUAUUAUUUUGCACAAGGGUUGCUGACUUUGUAUUUUGAGUGUAGAAGCACUGAAAAGUUUUAUUUUUGUUUAAAAAAAAAUCGUAUAUAUAAAUCUAUAUAUAUAUAUAUAUAUAUCAUUAGUGUUUAGUUAAUUGAAAUCUUGUAUGUAUUUCAUAGUUAUGCAUGUGAAGCAUACCUAGAGAGUUGCUUUUGGUAAAGAAAUGUGGGGUAUACAGUAUGUAUCACCAGAUAAUGUUGCUGCUAAUUACAGUGCCUGUUGUAAUGGAAAACAUUUUCACACAAUUAACUUGGUGUAUGAAUGUUAGAGCAAUUACAGUGAUGGUCAUGUAUCAUGUAUAUUCUACAUCCAUAUCUCUGCAUCAAGUCAAGCAAAUGUUGUCUGUGCUUAUGAUUGCAAUAGUUCUUUAGGCUUUCCAUAGGUUGGUGAGAAGUGGUUAUUCCGUAUAAUUAAUUCAAUAGUAUAUUGAAGGUCAAAUACAAAUUUAAUUUGCAUAA
Spea bombifrons (plains spadefoot toad) is the source of this 2870-nucleotide messenger RNA. It is a transcript of the gene PURG, whose product is annotated as purine rich element binding protein G. Gene Ontology annotation, cellular component: nucleus. Gene Ontology annotation, molecular function: DNA-binding transcription factor activity, RNA polymerase II-specific; RNA polymerase II transcription regulatory region sequence-specific DNA binding; purine-rich negative regulatory element binding. The transcript has 2 exons. The coding region runs from base 212 to 1186 and encodes 324 amino acids. The record is from RefSeq and is a predicted model, not a curated record. Gene Ontology annotation, biological process: regulation of transcription by RNA polymerase II. NCBI's taxonomy places the organism in Eukaryota, Metazoa, Chordata, Amphibia, Anura, Pelobatidae.